Molecule: messenger RNA, 1200 nt
Organism: Auxenochlorella protothecoides
Lineage: Eukaryota; Viridiplantae; Chlorophyta; Trebouxiophyceae; Chlorellales; Chlorellaceae
Exons: 4
Coding region: 1-1200 (399 amino acids)
Cellular component (GO): membrane
Source: RefSeq, a predicted model, not a curated record
AUGUGGAUAGCCAAGUCGUGGUACUUCAUCUACUUCAGCGCGGGGGGCUGCCUGAACCCCUUCCUGACGCUCCUCUACCGCGAGAAAGGGCUGUCAGAGGCCCGGAUCGGGGAGCUCGCCGCGCUGCGCCCCCUGGUCUCCCUCCCCGCCGGCUACGCCUGGUCGGCGCUGGCCGACCGCCGGGGCUGGCACCGGCGCAUCAUGCUGGGCACGCUGUGCGCCGCGACGCUCUUCAAGCUGUCGCAGUGGGGCCUGGGAGGGUUGUGGCCCCUGGCCCUGGCGAUCGCCCUGGGCCAGGCGUUCGACGCCCCCGUGACGGCCCUGGUGGACGCCAGCGUCGUGGCGGCCUGCGCGGUGGAGGAGGAUGGCGACUACAGCCGCGUGAGGCUGUUCGGGGCCGUGGGCUGGGGCAUCUGGGCGGCGGCGGGGGGCGGCCUGCUGGGCACGCUGGGCUGGCCCUCGCUCUUCCUCUGCCACGCGCUCCUCACCUGCCUCCUGGCCUGGCCCAGCGCUCGCCUCUCCUUCGACCUGCUGCGGGGGGGGCCCGGGCACGUUGGAGGUGCGCUGAAAGGCUCAGGCACGGGAGCAGGGCGGGGGGGAGAUCAGGAGAGAGGCGGCGCGAGUGCUGUCGGGACGCGGCGACAGGUGUACGUGCUGGCAGAUGUGGAGGAGGCGGUGUCCCUCGUCGGCAAGGCCAGCAAGGGCGGCGAGGGCGGUGUGGAUGACGGAGGCUCCCAGUGCGCAAGCAUCGCCUGCGAUACCCAGCCGGCCGGCGCCGGCCAGUCCGCGCCCGUGGGUCAGCCCUCGCCCUCUGGCCGCCUCACGGGUGCCCCGGACCCCCCCUCGCCCGGGCAGCCGCCGGCCUGGCGCCUGUUGAUCCACCCCCCCAUCCUCGCCUUCCUGGCCAGUGUGGCGGUGAUGGGCUAUGCCAUGGGCGCCAUCGAGAGCUUCCUCUUCCUGGCCCUGCGCGACCUGGGCGGCCCGCCUGCCCUGGCGGGGCUGACGCUGACGGUGACGUGCGUGGCGGAGCCCAUCGUUUUCUGGCACGCGCGGCGCCUGCAGGCCGCGCUGGGGCGGCGCGGCUGCCUGCACCUCGUCUUCGCCGCCUUCCUGGCGCGCCUGGCGUGCUAUGCCACGCUGCGGGGCUGGCCCUCGCCCUGGCUGGUCCUGCCCGGCUGGGCUACGGCCUCGGCAGCCUGA